Messenger RNA from Dermatophagoides farinae (American house dust mite), 873 nucleotides. RefSeq names its product receptor expression-enhancing protein 5. The record is from RefSeq and is a predicted model, not a curated record. Lineage: Eukaryota; Metazoa; Arthropoda; Arachnida; Sarcoptiformes; Pyroglyphidae.
AGACAAAAAAAAAAUACAUUCGGACUUUCGAUUCAUCAUCAUCAUCAUCAUCGAUCGAUUGAUUUUUUCUAUAUUUGAGCAGAGUACAUACAUUUAGACCGAAAUAAUAAUUUUUAAAAAAAUGGCCGAAAUCUAUCAGAAAACAAUGGAUGAAGUGGAAAAAUUUCUUCAUCAACCUGGUUCCAAAGUGGAUGUCUACAUGGAAAUGAUUGAAAAAUCAACUGGCAUCAAACGAAUGUAUAUUGCCAAAGGUGUCAUGAUUUUAUUUCUUUUAUACAUGAUUUUUGGUUAUUUUGCCCAAUUGAUCUGCAAUUUUGUCGGUUUCAUAUAUCCAGCCUAUGUUUCAAUCAAAGCAUUAGAAACACGUAAUAAAGAUGAUGAUACACGUUGGCUCACCUAUUGGGUUGUAUUUGCCUUUUUCUCUGUUAUUGAAUUCUUUUCCGAUUUUAUAUUCAGCUGGUUUCCAUUCUAUUGGCUUGCAAAGGUACUAUUUCUUGUAUGGUGUUAUUUACCGAUCGAAAAAAAUGGUACCGAUUAUGUAUACAAUAAAAUUUUACGGCCAAUAUUUUUGAAAAAUAAUCCUGGCAUCGAUAAUCUAGCCAAACGUGUCAUGAAUGAGGCAAAAGCUGCCAUUUCCACAAAAAAUGAAUGAAUGAAUGAACCAUUACCACAUAUACAGGAGAGAGAUAUCAUGAUCAGUUUUUAUUUUCAUUUUUUUUUUUGAUCACACUGAAACAUAAAUGUUAAACACAUACACACACACAAUGGUCGUGUGGUGGAUCGAUUCCUAUGAUUUAAAUUCCGUGUUUCCAGAAUCAAUUUUUUUCUCUCUCUCUCUUUUCAAAUAAAAAUAAAGCCAAUUCUUUAUUCAAA